Messenger RNA from Tripterygium wilfordii, 681 nucleotides. RefSeq lists its product as uncharacterized. Gene Ontology annotation, molecular function: RNA-DNA hybrid ribonuclease activity; nucleic acid binding. The transcript has 2 exons. The record is from RefSeq and is a predicted model, not a curated record. Bases 1 to 681 code for a protein of 226 amino acids. NCBI's taxonomy places the organism in Eukaryota, Viridiplantae, Streptophyta, Magnoliopsida, Celastrales, Celastraceae.
AUGGCAGGUGCAAAGAAGUUGAUUUUGGCAGUUAAACAGAUUUUGCGCAUGAGAAACCAAGUUCUUCAUAAUAACAUCUCGGUUAAAUCUGAGGAGGUGGGGAGGAUGAUGACAACAUUAUUAGCAGAUUACAAAGAAGCUCAGCCCCUUAAUCUGAAUGGGCUCAUCAGAAAUAGUCAGCCCCCGACCAAAUGGAGGCCUCCACAACCCUCAGUUAUCAAGAUCAAUUUUGAUGCAGCUCUUCGAGACUCCAAGGUGAGAAUUGGUGUAAUUGCCCGUGAUGCGGAAGGGGCUCACAUUGCUUCCAAAUCAAUUUGUGUUCCAGGGCCUUUGAAUCCCCUUUUUGCGGAAAGUAUUGCAGCCAGGGAGGCUCUGGUUUUUACCAAGUCCCUCAACUGUCAUGAUGUUGUGCUGGAAGGGGAUUCUCUGUUGGUUAUCAAGGCUUUGGAGGGAAACGAGGUGGACUUAUCUGAGAAUGGUUUGUGUAUUGCUACUACAAAAAAUAUGCUUGAUUCCUUUGUUCAUGUCAAGUUCUCUCAUGUUAAAAGAUCAGCAAAUUAUGUUGCUGACACGUUAGCUAAGUAUGCUUUAUCUAAUUAUGACUCUCAUGAGUGGUUUGGGGAGAAGCCUGCAUUCCUCCUUCAUGUAAUUGAGACUGAUUGUCUCGUUCUUUCUUCUUAA